GAAAAACCCACUUAUUUUCACUUUGGUAUGAAUGAAAAUGGUGUUGAAAUUAUGUGGUUGUUUCACAAUUGUAGACGUACUGAGAAGUUGAAAGGAGAGUAGCUUUUCGUCGAUCACUGCAACUAUCAUACAUUAACUUUCUGUUAAUAAUUACUGCAUGACUAAAUCGCCCAACCACGAACAGCUGGUUGCUUUUGAUUAUCAGAAUUUGAGUGAUUGUUUUUCUGUCUGGCUGACUUUCAUCAAGUAAUCUCUCCUGUAUGAUUGACCUAAAAGAGAUAGCUCCAAAGAAAUUAAAAGUGCUGUGUCGUAACACGUUACUUACCAGACGUGCCAAAAAAAUCAGCAGUGUUAUAUGUGUAUUGAUGCUUUCACUGGUUUUCAAAACACUCAAUUUGGUCUGUAUUCCUUACUCACCUCUCCUUUUGGCACGACACGGAUAAAUAUAUGGUGUGUUAGUGAGACUCGCCGUUUAUCUCCAGUGAGCAGAGUCACUCACCUUGCGUAUACUUAGCGUUAAUUCGAUAGACAAAUACUCAGUAACCAAUUCCCCACCUCUAUCUCUCUGCCUAACUAAACUGGAUUUUUGGCCUUUCGUCCUAUCCUAAUGUAUAAGUACAUGCUCUGCUUUCCGAGUAAGACGUAGGACUUAAGCAACACAUCUGUUUCGCCCUGUUCUCUGCUGCCUUUUCUAGUUGGCUCUACGACUCCUCGCAAGCUUUCAUUUCCUCCUCCCAUGAUCUCCAUGUCACCCUCAGAUACUCAACCCAUCCGAGUACCUGACGUGUGAUGUUAUUUGAAGAUAUCAGUAUUGAUGUUUUUGUUAAACUACUUAGUUUACUAAGAAAUGUCAGCCUACGUUUGGCUAAAUUCCUGUGUUCAGAUAUUCUGGCUCACUCCAUUCAACCAAUUAUUGGAUGCCAGCAUCUGUUUACUGUGAGGCCUUUAUUGACAUGGAUUACAAAUCAAAGUCUUGGGUCAGUUGCUUAAAUAUUUCACCAUUAUCUAACCCAACAGAUAUGACAUGAAAGGAGGUAAACUAUGAGUAUAAGAGUUUCAGAGGAUAAUUUUGAAUGCAAACAUAACAAUGACUAUUUCUUAGAUAACUUACGGUGAAUUUCAAAUACUUUUAUCACACUGAAGUCGUAUUAUCUCUUGCUUAAAAUACAUAUGUGUGUAAAUACGCCCCAUAAACGACCUGGUACAGCCCAGGAUGGAUGUGGACUUCGGUCUUCCUCACGAAAUGGUGUCAUAUGGCCAUGCGGCCAUAGCCUCUGCCAAGUAACUCCUGUUCACUGCCUUCACGCGGUGAGGGUGUUCACAAAAGUUGAAGUAAAAAUGCUAACGUCUGGCGCUUGCGAUCGGACUGGUGGACAUGCUGGUCUACUUGGUGGGUGGCUGCAAAACCCCGAUUGCAAACCUGUGGCUUGUGUGCGCUCCAGAAUUGGAACAGAUCAAAGAGCGUAUGAAUGUGUUUUAGUCACCGGAAACCAUGGGAACGUAGCUCGUAAUAUCGAUUCAUUGCUUUGUGGUUAAGAAUUCAUAUCAUAGGUUCAGAGGGAGUGAGUGAUCAAGACAGAUACCUGCUUCGGUUUGGAGAUGCGAACAGCGUACCAUGCCUCACAGAUUAUUAGAUUUUGUGUUGUGCCUCACUUGGUGCCCAUAAGGCACAAAGUUUGUAUCCUGAUAACAACAUAUACAUACAUAAGAAUUCCUAUAUUGGUAAAGAUAAGUAAACGGCGUUUCUCUCGUUUUUACUUUUUUAGAAAGAAAAUGGGUGGUAGUAUGACUAAAAUAUUGCCUGGGUUAUACAUUGGAGGCUUUGAUAAUGCUAAAAAUGAAGAGGAACUAAUAGCAAAUUGUAUAUCUCAUAUUCUUGUUGUACAAAAUUCUAUAAGUGAUAUUGAUAGGUCAGUCAGUCGUAAAUAUUUACAUCUAAUUGUGAAUGAGAAAUUGGAGAAUAGUUUGCUGAAACAAAUUCAACUGUCCAAUGAUUUUAUUCAUCGUGCACGACUAGAUAAUGGCAAUAUAUUAGUAUGCAGUGACUCUGGUAUGUCAGCGAAUGUAGCUGUUGUUGCCGCUUAUCUCAUGACUAUCUAUUCAUUAGACUAUUAUUCAGCUGUCAGUGUAUUAAGAGGUCUACGCUUUGGUGCACAUCCAGUUGAACCAUUACAACAACAAUUAUUAGAAUUUGAUAGUGAAAAAAGCGUUAAAAAUAAGAAAGAAGAGGAACAACAACAACAGCAAUCCAAAGAUGGUGAUGAUGUUAAAACACCGCAUCGUUUCAUACCAACAUUGGAGAUAACUUCAGCAUCAGAAAGGCAACGACUCAUUUCUAUCUAUGGUGAUUGGCAGUGUAUUGAGGAAGAUUUAAACAUACUUCAUGAUGCCUUAAAUUCCCAUUUGGACUCAACUGAAGAUUCUGAAUUCCCAUUUAUUGUUAAUUAUCAAACGAAAACAGACAAUGGGAUAGAUGAAGAUGAAUUCCACGACGAGAAUCCAUUGAAGUACAAUGAUCAAACAAUCAGUGGUGACACAAACGGUGACAACGUUGAGAAUAAUGAUAAUAGUAAUAAUAACAGUAGUAAUCUUAUUGCCUCUAUGCCUUCUGAUCAUCCCGCUCCUUCUUCACCUCAUUCUUCUCUAUCUCCCACUGUUGCUGGGGUCGAAUGUAACAAGAAGAAUACCGGUGCAUUUAUAUCUGAAAAUGUUAAAACAUGUGAUUCAUCAUCCCUUAACUAUGAAAAUGAAAAUACUUUGAACGAUGCGAUACUUGCAAAUACACUAACAAAUAAAGCCGAGAUAUUAGAUAGAAUUCAAGAAAAUUUGUUUAAAUCUCAUGAUGAAAUGAAUGAAACUGAUGUAUUCCUUGUAGAUCCUGGACAGAUUGCCUUUAUGGACAGUCAGCCAAAUAAAGAUUGGGAUGUAGCUUCACAGACUAGUUCAUUGGUUGGCAGUGAAAAUUCAAUUGAAAUAGGUCUGGAAGUUAAUGACGAUGGCGAUGAUGCAGAAGAUAAUAUACCUGGUGCUAUUGAAAUUCCAAUCAAUAGUAGUGGUAAUGCAGGUGGUGGUGUUGGUAGUCACCGGGGCUCAUAUCACCUUCGAACAGCUCGAACUUAUAACCAUCAUCAUCACCAACACUACUAUGGAAAGUCAAAUGCUAGUCGAAGUAUGCAUAUCACUGCACAUAGUUUAUAUCCGACUGGGCAUAAUUAUCAUAAUUCUACUCAUAAUAAUAAUAAUAAUAAUCUCAAUAUGAUUACGCAGCAACACCAACAACCACCAGUAUUUUCUAAUACUUCUAUAUUGAAUAAUUCUGUUGAUAGAAGUACUGCUGGAUCAAGACGUUUUUCGUUACAUAAUAGUAAAAAUAA
Messenger RNA from Trichobilharzia regenti, 3374 nucleotides. The record is from the annotation of a GenBank genome assembly. NCBI's taxonomy places the organism in Eukaryota, Metazoa, Platyhelminthes, Trematoda, Strigeidida, Schistosomatidae.